This is a messenger RNA of Porites evermanni, 8033 nucleotides long. The record is from the annotation of a GenBank genome assembly. Lineage: Eukaryota; Metazoa; Cnidaria; Anthozoa; Scleractinia; Poritidae.
AUGGCAAACAGCGACAACAAUAUGGCGGCCACGGUUGACGGUGUGGGUACAGCGAAAAGAAGAGGGCCUGAAAGAGACGAAGCCCAAGAUGAAUCAUCGGACAGGUAGGUUAAAAAUUUCUAUGGACACUUUCAUGCUCGUUUGCGGUUUAUUUUCGACAAUUCGUCUCUUUUUUGGCCAAUUUAGUUCCGUAUCAAAUCCCGAUGUCAGCCGCCAUGUUUCCAACGAUAAAAAAACGUCUGAUUAUGGACAUGAUCAUAAGAAGAAGAAGAAAAAGCAUAAACACAAGCAUAAAACUCACAAACACAAGCACAAACGUCAUAAGAGGAAAGACAAGGAAGAUGCGAAUGAAAACGGGGAGCCCUCGGAGAAAAAGUCAAAGAUUGCGGACGAACUUCUGGAACUUGAAAGAAGGAAGGCUUUUCUGCAAGAACAGUUAGCGGAAGCGGCACGAAGCAGUGAUCAGCACUCACUUGAAGAUGAUAAGCUCCACGGAAGUAAAAGUGAGGAUUAUUUUAAGGAUAAACUGAAAGAGAAAUCGAGACACGAUAAUGCACGUGACAGGGACAGAAAACACAAGUCGUCAGACUCGAAGUAUAAAAUUUCUGAUGGCAAACUUAGUCACAAGGAUGAAAAUGAGAAAGGAAGGCAGCAAAGUCCAUCAAGAAAUAAAGAACGAAAGGAGGAUAGUAAAGGGAGUAGAAAACCAAGCAUUGAUUCCCAAAGGGAAGACAAAGUUCGCGAACAUUCUCAUCGUUCCAGGGGACAUAGUAGUAGCUCUCAUGAAACCAGCAGAGCUGAAGUGAAACUUAGGCAUGAAUCAAGUUCAAAGAGUAACACUGAAAAGGAGAAAACACUUCUCCAAGAGAAAGGUUCAUCCAAGGUUGAAACAAGCAGAAAUGAGAGUGCUAGAAAGUCAAAGUCACCCAAGCCACAUUCAAGAUCUAAAUCACCAAGAAGAGAUAGGCUUUCUGACAAACCAAAAGAGAUGUCAAGAGAGGCAAGGAGUCGAUCACCUAGGAGAGCUUCUUCAAAGGAAAAGCAAAGGAGAGAUGAAGGUGGUAGACGAAGCAGUAGAUCUCCAAAAAGGGACAGAAGGUCAUCUUCAAGAUCAAGAAGACGGAGUAAAUCACCAAGACGGAGAAGCCGAUCACCAAGGCGUCGCAGUCGUUCUCCAAGGAGGAGGAGUAAAUCUCCAAGACGGCACAGUAGAUCUAGAUCACCACGGCGACGGCGAAAUAGUGAUAAGUAUAAGGAUAGCUACUCUGAAGGACAAGCGCAUAAGGGAGACUCAGAUGGAGAGUAAGUUUUUUGUUACUAUUAUCCUUAUUUCAGCUGCAGAAAGUAUUUAAAAAAAUCACAGAACAGCGUGCAAAGAAAGUCGUGUCCGAUAGCCUGGAGCUUGUGGAUUUUUCAAUCGGGCUUGCGAAUAUCCUGUUGAAGUUUUUGGAGAAAUUCACAUUACAGAGGAACUGUAGUCAAUGCUGUUCAUCAAAAUAUUUUUGGGCUACUUAAAAGACUGUUGAGCUAGUACAUACUAGCAACAACUUGCCCGAAUGGCAAGCUGUAAAACCGACUUUCUUUGCACCCUGCAGAAGUUUGUUAGGAGGAGGCUUUUUUAAAGCACGAAUGAUUGAUCUUAUUCACACAACAAAACAAGAUCAAGGUUUGCGGGGACAAUUUCUUAACCGUAGAAUGCGGGUAAGGUCCAUUACAAUGUACCAUUUGAGUAGAUUGCAUUAAGCAACUUUGUUUGCUGAGCAAAGCCAAGGACACUUCAUUAUAAGUAAAGAAUUGUAAAGCUAUUAUAUUUUUGCAUUUAAGGGAAAGGUCUAUCUGAUAAAUACAUUUGGCAUACUGUUUAAUAUAAAAUUUGCUGGUGUUGCGUUUCAGUGUUGACUUAUAUAACUUUCAAAUGGAUGAGGAAGAGGAAGAAGACGAAGAUGCAAUAAUUGAGAAAAGAAGGCUUCAGAGGUUAGCCAUACUACAAAAAUACCAAGGUACAGCGUCAAACGCUCCUUCAACAGUCAACUCAGUUGUGUCGCAGUCACCUCCUGAUGAGCGGUCUGAUAGUGAGGACAGUGAUACGGUGGAGAAGCUUGCUACCGAGGACUUGGAAAAGGAAAUUGCACUAGCCAGUAGUCACACAAAGAAAGAACUGAAGGAUGGUAAAAAGGACAAUGACUCAAGUUCUGACAGUCAAGCAGAUAGUCAGAAAAAAUCGGCUGUUGGUGACAUGUUUGCGGAUGAUGAUAUGUUUUCUGAGAAUUACAAUGUAAGUGUUGUUUAGCAGACUGCUUUUUAUUAAGUUUUUUGUAACUUCAUAUGCAUGUGUACGUAAAUUUACAUAAGCUUCCAGUUAAAUUUAAGUCUUCAGUAGUUUUCCAGAUGUCACUUUUUAUUUUGUUUUAUUUCUUAUUUCUCAUGAUUUUUCCACAAUUAGAUUAAAUACAUACCUGUACACAAUUUUCAGAUGGAUGAGGAAAGCAAGCCCAUGGAAGCCAAUAAGGCUCAUGAAAAGGACCACCUUUAAAAAUAUAUGACUAAAUUAUGAAAUAAAACAAUGGCAGAAAAUUCUAAUCUGUAGAUCUUAGUUUCUGACUUUUUUUGGCAGAGGGUUAAUUACCAAAAAUUGCUAUUAUUUUUGUAGAGUCCAGCACGAGCACUGAAGUUAGAAGCAGGGAAAGAAAAUCCAAACCUAACAGACAACUGGGAUGAUGCAGAUGGAUAUUACAGUAAGAUUGUCUUUUUCUAUUCUUCUUUUCCUAACCCCUUAAUCCCAACUAAUUUUGGGCAUGAAAUUCUUUCACGUUUUCCAGUUUGGGUGCAAAUUAAUUUUACUCUGGGAAAAAGCUGUCCGAGUAUUGUCAUCCAAAUUUUGGCCACAUUUGUUUGAAUUGUCAUUGAUGUGUAAGUAGUAAUAACUUUUUCACUUUUCAAUCAUUAUCGGAGGACUCCAUGCAAAAGUGUCCACUUCAAAUAGGACUUACAUAUGCGUGAGCAGAGGACAUUAUUGCUUGGAGCCCUGUUGAAUGUAAAAUUAAUACAAACAAUUUCUUUGGUGCAUUUUCUUCAAGGAAUUCGCAUUAGUGAAGUUCUCGACAAGCGUUAUUGUGUGUAUGGAUACACUGGGGCAGGAGUGUUUGGUAAUGUUGUACGUGCAAGAGAUCAAGCCCGGGGAAACCAAGAGGUUGCUGUGAAAAUCAUCAGGAAUAAUGAGAUGAUGUAAGGCCGCAUUUUUUUAUGGGUUGUGAACUGCCUGAUGCUAGAAUUCUUAGUUCCUGCACAAGAUUCUUUGUUCACUUCAGUUCUAACUGAAUAUGUGUGGAAAACCCUUUUGCACUUUUGUCAAGACAAAGCUAUGACUAUUUCUUGUCUGCUUAGAUGACACUACCUAUCAACAGAAAGUAUCAAAAUUGACCAAUCAGAGGGUGUAAAAGAUUCCAGAUUUUCACUUGCUCCAUUUUUUUCCCAUGCUCCACUAUCUGAAUUCUUGGAACAGGCUGUGACAAAUUAAGACCUUCAGGUAGCAAAUACAUCAUUUCUUUUGUGUGGACUACUGAGCCAUAGGUGAGAACAAUGUGUGGAUUAAAUCCUUAGUUAUUAGUUUUUACACUGUGCAGUGUAUACUGUACUUAGAGGCAUGUUAGUGUGGACUUCAACCCUUUAAGCCCCAAUAUCAAUUCAUUAAUUCUUCAGACUGAUCUCCAUUCAUUUCCUUAAAGAAAUGGUUGAGAGAAUUUGUGUAAAGAUCAAACCAUUUUCUCUUAGGUGAUCAGUUGGUUAUUCUCAUAGCCUNCUUCAGUUCUAACUGAAUAUGUGUGGAAAACCCUUUUGCACUUUUGUCAAGACAAAGCUAUGACUAUUUCUUGUCUGCUUAGAUGACACUACCUAUCAACAGAAAGUAUCAAAAUUGACCAAUCAGAGGGUGUAAAAGAUUCCAGAUUUUCACUUGCUCCAUUUUUUUCCCAUGCUCCACUAUCUGAAUUCUUGGAACAGGCUGUGACAAAUUAAGACCUUCAGGUAGCAAAUACAUCAUUUCUUUUGUGUGGACUACUGAGCCAUAGGUGAGAACAAUGUGUGGAUUAAAUCCUUAGUUAUUAGUUUUUACACUGUGCAGUGUAUACUGUACUUAGAGGCAUGUUAGUGUGGACUUCAACCCUUUAAGCCCCAAUAUCAAUUCAUUAAUUCUUCAGACUGAUCUCCAUUCAUUUCCUUAAAGAAAUGGUUGAGAGAAUUUGUGUAAAGAUCAAACCAUUUUCUCUUAGGUGAUCAGUUGGUUAUUCUCAUAGCCUUUACUAUUGAAAGUCUAAUUGAUAUUGCAAGGAGAAGAUUGAUUUUGGUCACUCUUGGGACAGAAAGGGUAAAAAGAGAGGCACCGCAUGUAUAUCAAAACAAUGAAUAUUUUAUUGGAUUUUUGUUGUAUCCAUUUUAGGCACAAAACUGGCCUUAAAGAGUUGGAAUUUCUAAAGAAGUUGAAUGCUUCUGAUCCAGAUGACAAAUACCACUGCUUGCAAUUGUUUAGGCAUUUCUUUCACAAGAAUCAUCUUUGUCUUGUGUUUGAAUCACUCAGGUUAGUACUACUUUUGACUUUUUAGGUUUUCUUUAGUGUCAAGGUUGUGCCUAACACCAAGGAGUGCAAGUCUUAUCUUGCUGGCCAGUGGUGUUGAAAUAUGUGCAUGCUCCAGGAUCCCACCACAGCACACAGAGCAUUGCAGUGUUGGAACAACGUUGAAACCAUUCCAAACAAUGUCAUAACAAUGUUGCAGUGCUGUGUUGUGCUAAAAAACGUUGUUGUGAAUCGUCUUGUGUAACAUCACCUUAAGAGACAGCUCUGAAUCUUGUUUGAUGGUUUCUUUUAUCUCUCAGUAUGAACUUAAGGGAAGUGUUAAGAAAGUAUGGUCAGAAUGUUGGUUUACAUUACAAAGCAGUGCGAUCAUAUAGUCAGCAGCUGUUCCUUGCUCUGAAGCUUAUGAAAAAGACAGGUAUCAUCCAUGCUGACAUUAAACCUGACAACAUCCUGGUAAGGAAAAACGUUUGUAUAUAACGAAGUGUAAUAUUCCAUUUUUACUAGUCUGUGUACAGACUCCCCCCUCCCCCUCAGAAAAAGAGGGGGGGUGGGGGUGUAUGUACACAGGCUACAUUUUUACCAGCUUUUUUAAGGGAAUGAGUGAAGGGUUUGUACUUGUCAUGGGAAAUCUGGAAAGUCAUAAAAUUAAGAAUUUCAUUUUCCAGGCUUGGAAAGUACUGUAAUUUAAUUGCUUGUCCUGGGAAAUCAUGGAGAAUUAGAUAUUCGGCACAUGUAGAUUAGUUACUGCAGAUUUCAAAGCGAGGAAAAUGUAAAAUAGAGAUGGGUAAUUAAAUGGCAUAUAUUUUGAUGGACAUCAGAGUUUGUGCCUAUUGAACUGUGUUAGAUCAAAAGAUACCCUAGGGUUUUGAAAAUAAUAUUUUCGAAAGUGACUGGCAAACCAUAGAUUAUGGAAAAUAAAAGGGUGAUGGAAAAAGUCAUGGAAAGUUGUGGAAAUUUGAAAAGCUCAAAAGAGUAUGAAACCUGAAGUCCGUGUUUGAUUAGGGCAAGGGAUAUCUAGAAGUUUUUAAGGUCAUUUUUGAGUCCUAAAUAAUUCCUUGUGAAAUAUUAUUCUAUGUCUUUUCUAUAGGUGAAUGAAUCUAAACUGGUGGUAAAACUAUGUGAUUUUGGAUCAGCCUCAUUUGCUUCUGAUUGUGAUAUUACUCCUUACCUAGUCAGUCGUUUCUACAGAGCGCCAGAGAUAAGUAAGUUGUUCUGAAUGCUUUUCAGAUCUUGGCUAUUUUCUACAAUCCACUGUUGUUUCAGGGCUUGUUUGUGCAACACACAUGAGCCGAAGAAAAGUGGCUAAGCUUUCAGAUUUUACAUUUUAUUAACUUUGAAAAACGGUGACCUCGCUGUUACUUAAAUUUUGCUCACCCAUGUUUUCUUUUUGCUUUUCUGUAUUAAAUUUUCUCCUAGUCCAUUCUCUUUUUCAGUUUUGAGAAGUGAUAAUUUUGAUACUUCAGUCAACAGUGUCAUUGUUUUGUCAAAUUAGUAGUGUUCCUUAGAUCUAGUAUUGGGUGUUUCACUUCCUAACAUACUAACAGUUUUUUCUUUGUUUAUUUGUUUUUUGUUUGUUUGUUUUUUGUUAGUUAUUGGAGCAAAAUAUGACUACAACAUAGACUUGUGGUCAGUGGCAACAACAUUAUUUGAGCUGUACACUGGAAAGAUAAUGUUUUCAGGGAAAACCAACAAUGAGAUGCUGAAGUUGAUGAUGGAUUAUAAAGGUAAAAUGCCCAACAAAAUGAUCCGUAAAGGAGCACUGCGGGAAAGCCAUUUUGAUGAAAACUGCAACUUUCUGUACCAUGAAGUGGACAAGAUCACUCAGAGGGUAAGACUGAUUUCUUUUCCAGAUUGUAGUAGAAUCUCCAUUGAGUGACCUUUCAGUUUCUUCAACCUCCCUUACAAUUGAAUCUACCCCUCCCCAGUCAACGACUGUAAUAUUAUUUUUCCCUCCCAUUUCUUACCGUCAUGUCAGACCUUUUCCCUUUUCCCCCUGGAGGAUGAAUAAAUCACGAUUCCACAAUAAAUAUUCCUUGAUGACACUACUUGUAACAAAGUAACAUGACGUGCUGAAACAUGAUAUUUGUGUUACAGUUUUUUGAAAAAAACUUAAAUCUUAGUCUGUCAUUUGACAAGGAGUUCUCAAAUUAGUUAUUUAUCUUGCCCAUCGCAGUUGCUUGCUUGUUUUAUUUUGUAUUAUCAUGUUAAGAUGACAGGACUUCCCCCAAGGCCUGCAUUACAUGCACUGUAUAUGAAGUCCUAGAAAUGAGUGAAAAAAAGGUUACUAACAUUAUUAUUAUUCAGAAUGGACUUUUGAAGUAUUUUCUACUUGUGAUGUGCUGUGUAUAUUGUUGUGUGGUGAGACAAAAGCAGCGGUUUUAGCAGUUCUAGUGGUUGGAUGUACUCAUUAUUAUGCUCACCUCUUAUCUAGAAUAAUGGUUCCAAAAGGACAUUUAACCAUAGUAUGAUUUCAUCUCAAUGGUACAUCUUGUAUGCUUUGUGUACAGUUUUUGCAUAGUAUACAGAUUAUGCCAUCUGUUGCAUAACCUGUUCACUGUGCAAAUUGGCCACUUAAGAAAUGAGAAGGAAAAACUAGGCUGAGUUAACUUUCAUGAAGACUUCUGGCUCUGUUACUGGGGACAAGUAAAAAAUAUUGGCCAUUAGCUGAGAGAUGUAUCCCCAGUGAUGAUACCAGAAGUGAAAAUUAACUCGGCCCAGUUGAAUCUUUCUUGUUUCCAAUGUGGUGAAUAGAUCCGCAGAGGUGGAACAGGUAGAAAGCUACAUGUGGGCAACUGUUUUUGCCUUCCCAUCUUCAAGACAGAUGAUAAAGUUGCAUCAGAACCAGUUGCACUACAUCUUUUAAACCUUCUGAAUUAUUCUGAGUAAAACGUGGCAUACUGUGGCCUUUGUUUAUAAUAAAUAAUAUUGAAGGAAAAAUGGUAAUUCACUGUGAGUAUCAACUCAGUUGGUUAUUAAACCCUUUUACUCCUCCACUGAUGUAGAAACUAACUCCUUCAUCCAUAUUAACCCUUUAAGUCCAAAUAUUGACCAAGAUCAAUUUUCUCCUACCAAUAAAGUAUCAGUUCAUAAUCAAGAGAAAAGGUUAUGCUUUGAUCUAUUAUCAAAUUCUCUCAAUGAAUUCUUUAAGGAAAUGUGUGAAGAUCAGUAUGGAGAAUUUGUAUGUGAAUAUUGAGGCUCAAAGGGUUAAGAGCUUUAGUGGCUGCAAUCUUUUAUUGAUAUUCUAAACUCUUUCUUCCAGGAAAAGAUCACUGUCAUGGGCUCAAUAAAUCCUACUAAGGAAGUGGUGGAAUCUUUGUUGGGCUACAAAAAGCUGAACGAGGAACACAAACGCAAAGUUAUGCAGCUGAAGGAUCUGCUAGACAAGUGUCUAAUGUUGGAUCCAGCCAAGAGGAUCUCACUUAAUCAAGCUCUUACACAUCCAUUCAUCACAGAAAAGGUUUGA